Messenger RNA from Fusarium coffeatum, 792 nucleotides. RefSeq lists its product as uncharacterized. Bases 1 to 792 code for a protein of 263 amino acids. The record is from RefSeq and is a predicted model, not a curated record. The transcript has a single exon. Lineage: Eukaryota; Fungi; Ascomycota; Sordariomycetes; Hypocreales; Nectriaceae.
AUGCCUCACCUCCCUCCAGUCACUCCCGCUCCAACCGCUGCUUCACUCUUCUCCCGAGCUCCGGUCAUGACCCCCGCUAUCCAAGUACCCACUCACUCCGGGCCACGGGACGGCCCCGAUAUUCCUGGCGCCGGCAAGUUCAAGUCGCCUAAGCUAAGACUCGAGCUUCGUGAUCUCGCUCACCCUGGAGCCGGGGUCUUUCUGAGCUCUGUGAAUGCGGCAGAAUGCCUCGCCAAAGCAGUACAGCAUGUUCUGGCGCUUCUUUAUGAAUCGCCUACAUGUCCUACUACCACAAUCCCAACAACACGAUCUGUCACGGUCAUUGUCCGUAGCAUGUCGGGAGUAGCUUACACCACCGGGUCUGAACUGGAUAGCGACCACAAGGAGAUUCACUUCUCUGCGGACUACAUUGCGAACAUUCAUCCCAUCUCGCGCCGUGCUGACGAAAUCAACGGCGUGCUCACUCACGAGCUCGUUCACUGUCUUCAGUAUAAUGGACACGGACAUUGCCCCGGCGGUUUGAUCGAGGGUAUCGCCGACUGGGUUCGACUUCAUUGUAAUCUUAGUCCCCCACACUGGAAGAAGGAGAGCAGCGGGAAGUGGGAUGCAGGCUAUCAGCAGACGGCCUACUUCCUGGACUAUUUGGAGGAUCGCUUCGGGAAGGGAACCAUUCGCCGUCUCAACGAGAAGUUGAGGAUUCAGAAGUAUGAAGAGAAAGCAUUCUGGACCGAGCUAGUUGGGCGACCAGUUGAACAGCUUUGGGGUGAUUACAAAGAGAAGCUUGAAUCGUAG